Messenger RNA from Bursaphelenchus okinawaensis, 3437 nucleotides. The record is from the annotation of a GenBank genome assembly. NCBI's taxonomy places the organism in Eukaryota, Metazoa, Nematoda, Chromadorea, Rhabditida, Aphelenchoididae.
AUGGGAUGCGCACCGAGCAGCGGCCGCACCAGCGUGGCCAAGGAUCACACCGAAAAUGGGGCCGAGCCCGAACAUGACCCCACCACCAAGCGCGUCCUCAUGCACACGCCGGACGUCCGGCAAGAGGUCGGGCCGGGCGUGUUGUCGGUCAGCAACGAAGAACAACAGGUCGUCAUUUUCAUUUUUGGUACGUUUGAUACUGUUUUGUUGUUUGAAAUGUUUAGAUUUAAGGUUUUGGCUUCGAGUUAAGGUUUUUCAAGUUCAAGUUUAGAAAAUACAGUGGAACUGCUGUAUAAUGAAUUGUGCUUAAUAACCAAAAAAACUCGUUAUAACGACCAAAAGAAUCUUUUUUGUAUCGUAAUAUGUACGCAAUUCACACUUUACACUCACUUUUCCCACAAACGUUAAAUUUCAACCCUCUAACGUGUCCUUUAAUUAUCAGUGGGUUGUAGACAUUAAUCAUAGCGUAAAGUUACAUUCUUGUGCCCUUUAAAAGCCCGUAUAUUAGUUUUAUUGCCAAAAAAUAUUCGAAUACCAAAAUCUAUUCGUCCUCAGGGAAUUUCGGGUUUUUCGAAUUCCAAAAAUAAGAUAAUACGGACGUAUACACGACGGGAGAUGUGUGUAACAAUGAAAAGAAAUUGUUAUUCAAAAAAGAUAUAUUUUUUCGAUUUUUAAGUUUUGAAAUCAAUUUAAUAUUUUUUUAUUUAAGCCAAUUUUAAACUUCCAAAUUCAAAUCUUAAAAUUGAAAUUUUAUUGUAAUUUUUUAAGUCGUUCAAAUAAUUAUGCGCCCUCUCACAAAAGUUAUUUUUGGGGUUUGGGGCACAGGCCUAUUUGAACAACCUAAUAAGUUUUGCAACAAGGAAGUUGCCGUCCGUCCAAAGACAAGUUCCUUAUGCGAAGCCAACCUUACAAAACCUCCUCCAGCUUUACAGUAUUGUGAAAGUUGUACAUAUUUGUCUUCAAAUGUUUAACUGCGUCAAUUUUUGCGACGUCGGAUUAGGCCAGAAUUAAAAUGGCCAUAUAUCCAAAUCUAACAUCCCAAAACAAGAGAUCGUAUUUCCUGUCUUUGACGUAAAACACACAUAUGGUUUCUCUAAAGCAGAUGACCGUAAAUAAUUUCACAUAACGUGUAAUUUCAUCCAACAAAACAAUCGUUCUUCUCUUAAUCACAUUUUACAGCGAAACAAAGGUGACAUACCAAGAAGCACAGGUUUUUUAUUAUGUUACGGCUUUCUUAUUAUAUUAGGCCAUUGUUUUUAUUGCCAUUAUGAUAUGUUAGAGCAAUGUUUAUUUGUUUAAACAUUAAUAAUAAGAUACAAAGAGAUAUCAUAUGUUAAAUUCACAACUAUAAUAUUUUAAAGUAGAAGAAACCAAUUAAAGCUAUAAUUAUUACUUUUAAAAACUUAAUUACCAGAAAAUUUCCACACAAUAUAUAAUUACAACUUUCUUAAUAAUCAAUAAUUAAAACGUUUUCAAUAAAAACUGUCUUAACCUUGCUAAAACCUCAAAUUGUAUGUUAAGAUCUUAAAUUAUAUGUUAAGACACUCGAUUUCAGGAGGUCCAGGAAGCCAAAAAGGCCUAAUAACCCAAGACUUGGCUCACGAAUUCGACUUUAUCACGAUAAGCGUCGAAGACAUUGUCUUUUCCUAUCUCCCGAACAAAGUCGCCAACACCGUGACAAACACGGUGGAAAUGCAACAACUAUUAAAACGCGACCAGAAAGUGAUCAAUUUGGACUGGAUCAUGAACAUGAUCAGUGCCAAACUCUCUACUUCAACUAGUCAACGGUUUAUUAUCGACAUCGUGCCCGAAUUAAACUCCAUGUUGAAGACGGACGGAUUUCGGACGGGGAAUCACGAUGAACAACUUGAGAAUUUUGACAGACGAGUAAGUUGUAGUAGACAGGUUUAUAACAAAGCCAAUCACUGAAAACAUAAAAACGAUACAUUUGAAGGAUAAGAUCCAAGGGACAAAGCUCAAAAAUGGAAAUAAAAGCGAAAAGAAUUUCGGAAAGUUGUGUUUUUACCUGUAUCUUGACGGAAGUAAUUUUAAAUUAAACUGACAUUAGUUAAAUAAACAAAUUAAUAAAUUUUAAACUUACAUUUAAUAUCACAGACGAAAUAUUAGCGUAAAACAAAUUGAAUUCACAACAAGCAAAAUAAUUUAGGAAAAAUAAUAUAAUAUAGGAACGUAACGCCAUAACCGUCGUUUUCGUGUCAAGAGACGAAGAAAGUCGUUGUGUGAAAGUUUUGCAGAUUUUUAGACCUUAAACUUGCCAAAUCUUAAUUUUAAAAGAAAUUUACUUUUUAAAACUCCAAUUUUCAAACAAUUUUGAUGAUUGAAACUUAAACUUGAUAAGCUUUUACUUUUAACGUAAUAUCGUUUCAGCACCACGUAGCCUUUGCCUUAGACCUAUUCAUAUCAGAAGAGAGAUUACUAUUGGACCGGAAACCAGAAAAGAACAGUAAAGACAAGAAUGCUGAUCCUUCGAAGGAACAAUUGAGUCCCGAACUUACGGCUUACAUGAAAGGCAUAGAUGAAGCUGAUAAAGGAAGGCUGGAGAAGAGAUUAGAAGCGUUUCAUCGCUGUUCAGCGCCAUUUUUAAGUUACUUUAGAAAGACGGAUCGAGUGGUACGAUUGGAUAUGAAGGUGCCCGGCAAUCCGGGCAUCAUGCAAGCUGUGCGACAGACCUUCACAGACUUUGGCUAUGCCAGGAACAACGACUUUAUCCGGGUUGUGCUGUUUGUUAUGAGUCAGUUUUCUGAUUUUGUGUGAAUUUUGUUCAAAACAUUUUGAGUUUCAUAAUUAGGUAGCAUAACUUUUAAUAUUUUGGAUUUUUAAAACGUCUUUUUUUAAAUUUAGACUUUUUUAGACGAACGCCAGAUAUCUGACAUCGACCUACCAUACUAUCGGCUACGUAAAGUACGGUUGUCUGACGUAUGUCAUGAUACAGAUGAGACGUUGAGUCAGCAAAUACGAUCGCUACGUAAAUUCAUUUAUCGUACGGCGAAGCCCAAUGAGAAUAUACUUGUAAUAUUGAACUGCCUUAACAACACCGAUUACCCUCCGGCGAAACGGAUAAACUUUAUCGAAACUAAGCAGACCUACCUUGAUUACUACAUAAAGAAUAGGGAGAGGAGAAGCCCUAGGGGAAGGUAAGGUUCUGUUCCUAGUUAUUUUUUAUAAAAUUUAAUUUUAAAAAUUAAUUUUAAAAUUUCAGAUGUAAAAUGGGAUUCCGCGCGAUAACAUCAACGAUAUCAGAGACCUGCCUCUUCCCCGACACCAUGUCGUCCAAGUUGUGUAUGAAGAUUGGCUACAUCUUUGGUGAAAAGCUGUCGUGGAGUGAGAGCGGGUCGAGAGCACCGUCUCAACUCAGCAACGGCCUUAUCGACAUGUCCACCUCACCGAUGCCACCCAUCGAAGAAUCGCCCAGUUGA